AUGUGGGAAUUUGGGCUAUUGGCGAUUGUGGCAUCUGUGAUCGCACAAGAUGUCGACUAUGCGCAGUUCGUCAAUCCCUUCAUCGGAUCCGAAGGCGCGAUACCUGGCUACGCAUAUGGCGGUGGCGAUGUCUUUGUCGGUGGCACGCUACCAUUUGGCAUGGUCAAGAUCGGCCUCGACACAUACGAGGAACCUGUCAACCAGAGCGCGCUGAAUGGCGGCUGGACGCCAAAGGGACAUGUUACGGGUAUUAGCCUGAUGCACGUAUCAGGUACAGGAGGAGGACCUAAAUACGGAUUUCCGGCGCAGAUGCCAUUGACGACGAUUGAUGGUGAUGUAAAUCUACUGGACAAUCGAACUUAUUGGCAGACGAGGGUUGGGAACGACGUUGCGAGUGUGGGCUACUUCCGCACAGCCUUCAACUCCGGCGUUACGGCUGAACUCUCAGCCUCGCGACACGCUGGGCUACAGCACUACACUUAUCCGUCAUCUUCCGAAAAACACGUUCUUGUGGACUUUUCGCACUACCUUCCUCAUCCAACACGUUCGUGGGACUCGCAAUUCUAUACGGGCGGUGAAGUCGAGAUCCAUCCCAACUCAAGCGUAUACACAGGGUAUACCUCUAUUGCGGGAGGAUGGUCUAUCGGCGCUCCGGUAACUGUAUACGUGUGCGGAGAGUUCGACAGUUCGCCAGCUGUCGCGCGAACUUUCAAAGGAAAAAAUACGUUCCCUGUAAGCCGGCACUUCCGAACUUUCGAUAAUAGUACCACGCCUCAGCCUACGUUCACUGGAUCGAAUGCACGCUCGGGGCCGAUGAAUGACCGUGUAGGCGCAGUGUUCUCCUGGACCAACACUACGGAGGUGAAGUCACGGGUUGGCAUUUCUUUCAUCUCGGUCGACAAAGCGUGCGCAUACAAGAACUCUGAGCUUUCAUCUUGGUCUAUCGAAACCACAGCAAAAGCAGCUCGCGACGAGUGGAAUCGCGAUGUCUUCUCCAAGAUCCGCGUCGAUACAUCUAAAUCUGCCAAUAAAACGCGCCUCGCACUACUAUACUCUAGUCUAUACUUCACACACCUCAUCCCGAGUGAGCGUGUUGGCGAAAACCCGCUCUGGGAAUCAGAUGAGCCUGCAUUUGAUGAUUGGUACACUAUGUGGGAUCUAUUCCGUAAUCAGGUAUCGCUAUGGCACCUCAUACAACCGACGUACUACGAGAAGAUGAUCCGAUCGUUGAUAGAUUUGUUCAAACACGAGGGUUAUCUACCAGAUGGACGAUCUGGAAACUACAAUGGUCUGGUUCAAGGAGGCUCGAAUGCGGAUAACGUGCUUGCUGAUGCGUAUGUGAAGGGCUUGGCUGGAAGAGUUAACUGGACUGACGGAUAUGCGGCUGUCAAGAAGAAUGCUGAAGUGCUACCUUACUUUGAUCAAAACCCGGUUGAUCCACAAGGCUCACUGAAGGAAGGUCGCUCUGCGCUCGAUGACUGGAUACCACUUGGCUAUGUAUCCGCAGAUCGUAACUCGCGCGCAGUUUCGAAAACAGUCGAGUACUCCCUAAAUGACUUCGCCGUUAGCCAGAUUGCAGCCGGAGUGGCUCCAGGUGACCGCGAUUUAUACCUACGCCGCUCCGCAGGUUGGCAGUUGAGCUGGGACCCGGAAGCAGAGAGCCGCAAUUUCACGGGCUUCGUUAUGCCUCGCUAUGCAAAUGGGACGUUCCACAAGACCUACAAUAUCACGAAUUGUGGCGACUGCAAUUGGUCUGACGAGAGCUAUGAAGGCACUGCGUUCGAGUACUCAUUCGUUAUCCCCCACGAUGUUGAACGCAUGAUUGAGCUCAUGGGCGGCCCCUCGCACUUCGAAACCCGCCUCGACUAUGUCUUCCAACCCAACACCUCAGGCGUCGACCUCGGCGUCAAUGGCCUCGGCAUAACCACCAUCAACAAUGUAGCCAACGAACCCGACUUCCAAACACCUUACUUGUACAACUACCUCAACAAGCAAUGGAAGAGUGUUGAGCGCUCGCGUCAGCUGUCUAAUGACUUCUACUUCAACACCAGCACCGGAAUCCCAGGCAACUCUGACGCUGGUGCACUAAACUGCUGGUUAAUCUGGCAGAUGCUCGGGCUCUACCCUAUUGUCACUACGCCCGUGUACCUCCUCGAGUCUCCGUGGUUCAGCGACAUCAACAUGACUGUGAACCACAACCACACAUUGCGCAUUCGCGCACAUGGCCUAGACGAUGGGGAUGGGAAGCAGGGGUACUAUGUACAGGGCGUGAGUAUUAAUGGGAAAGAGUGGGAUAAGAACUGGUUUGAGCAUGAGGACGCGGGUGGGAUCAUGACUGAGGGCGGGGAGAUCCUGUUCAGAUUGGGGAGUGAGCAGAAGCUUUGGGAGACAGGCGAUGUACCGCCUAGUCCAGGACAUCAAGUUGUUGACGUUGGACAGGGUUAA
Messenger RNA from Cucurbitaria berberidis CBS 394.84, 2445 nucleotides. Its product is annotated as glycoside hydrolase family 92 protein. The record is from RefSeq and is a predicted model, not a curated record. The coding region runs from base 1 to 2445 and encodes 814 amino acids. Gene Ontology annotation, molecular function: carbohydrate binding; peptide-N4-(N-acetyl-beta-glucosaminyl)asparagine amidase activity. The transcript has 4 exons. NCBI's taxonomy places the organism in Eukaryota, Fungi, Ascomycota, Dothideomycetes, Pleosporales, Cucurbitariaceae. Gene Ontology annotation, cellular component: cytosol; nucleus. Gene Ontology annotation, biological process: glycoprotein catabolic process; protein deglycosylation; protein quality control for misfolded or incompletely synthesized proteins.